GAAAGCGCCCAGCCGGCCGGACAGGCACGAUUAGGCUGUAACUUGGACACCUUGGCAAGCUGUGUCCCUCAACACCAUUCCAGCCUAGUUCGAGGUCGAGGGGUACCUCAAAACAUCAUCCAAUAUUUACCACCGGGGAAACGACCUUCCCAGUUCCCCACGAGUCUGCACCCAGUUCGGCGAGGCGUCAAUUACUCUGAGCUCGCCAUGACCUCUGCCUUGGGUUUCUCAGGCUGUUUCCGGACCAUCUACCGCGCGGCCUUAGUGCCUUAUUGCGACUGAGAGAAAGAGCAGAAUAUGGACUACAGCGCGCCCUCGGCAGCACUUUGGCCCGGCCAACCCCCGUCUCCCGAGAAGUCCAGCCAAAUUCUCAUCCGCGAAUACCCUCACCGAGCUAUUGCAAUCGCUUCAAAUUCUCACGCCUUGAUCCUGCGACACAGCGCAACAGCAAGCGAAGGUUUUGGCAAUGGGUUUCUUGCGUCAGUGUCAUCGGGCCGCCAGCGGCCAGCUGCCUCUGACAGUAACGUUUCCAAGUGCAUGGUGGAAUUCUCUCCAACCUCGGGAAACUUGCUUAACGACUACCGCCCGCUAACGCCGCGACCGAUUUACGGAACCCUGGGCCUGAUAUCGAUUGAGCGGGAUGUAUUCCUCUGCGUCAUAACCCAAGCGUCGCGGGUCGCAACGCUGCGCCCUGGCGAGACGGUGGAAAGAAUAGAGGCUGUGCAGUUCUUCUGCCUCAAUUCGUCCGAAUACGAUGAUGUCGUUUCUCCCGAUCCUUACGACGUGGACUCCGAUGCGGCCUUGGGAUACGGGCAAGGACUGAGCCGAAGAGAGACGCCAACGGAACAACACCCUUGCCAGGAGUUACAGAAACUCCUCGGGAACGGAACAUUCUAUUAUAGUACCGACUUUGAUGUCACGAACCGCAUGCAAGAUAGGCCGGCCGAUGCUGCGGAUUUUGACAUAGACAACUUUGACGAAUCAUUUCUCUGGAAUUCUUACAUGAUACAACCACUUGUGUUGUUUCGCUCUCGACUGCAGAAGGCGGAACGGGAGGCGCUGGAUGCUUCGCGGAUACUAACUUCUGCGAUUCGCGGUUUCUGUAGGAGUUGGGCCAUCCCACAGAGUGCAGCACCUCUUAGUGCUGCAAAGACGGGCCUGCCAUCUUACUUGACUAUCAUAUCGCGAUUGUCAUGUCGCAGAGCCGGCACGAGGUUCAACUCCCGGGGCAUCGACGACGAUGGGAACGUGGCCAAUUUUGUCGAGACAGAGACAAUUUAUUGGAGUCCUUCCGGAGUUGUUUUCUCCUAUGCUCAAGUGCGAGGCUCAGUACCCGUCUUCUGGGAGCAGGCUGCUGGUCUUCUACCCAACCAACAAAAAAUCACCAUCACCCGCUCUGCUGACGGGACUCAGCCAGCAUUCGACAAACACUUCUCAGAGCUGGAACAAGCAUAUGGCGCCGUUCACGUUGUCAAUCUUCUCAGUGCCACAAAACCCGGCGAGUAUGAGCUCACCACUCUCUAUCGACUCGGUAUCCAAAACUGCCCUCUUAGCAGGCAAGUGGGCAACCAGUCUCGGGAUCAUGCGUUGCUCAGGGAGACCGAGUAUGAUUUCCAUGCCGAGACCAAGGGCCCGCAGGGCUACGUCGCUGCCAACGAGAUCCGUCGGUACAUCGAACAUUCAGCCGACGGAUUUGCGUACUAUCUUGCCCAAGAGUCGGAUGAUGGAGAGCAGCUUGGCGGCGGCUUAAACGGCCACAAGAAGGCCCGUUAUGUUGUGGUGCUGCAGCAAGAAGGUGUCUUUAGGACCAAUUGCCUUGACUGUCUAGACAGGACAAACCUCAUUCAGACAAUCAUCUCACAAAUGGCUGUGGAAUCCUUCCUUGGCCACAGAGGGGAGAGAGCACCAUCUGACUUCUGGUCUCGGCAUGCCAACCUGUGGGCCGACAACGGCGACUCCCUGUCCAAGAUUUAUGCUGGAACCGGCGCCCUCAAGUCGUCAUUCACCCGCACCGGCAAGAUGUCUCUUGCUGGUGCCAUUGCCGAUGUCCGAAAGUCGGCCACCAGACUCUACUAUAAUAAUUUUGCCGAUAAAGCGCGGCAAAUCACCAUUGAUACCUUGCUUGGGAGAUUAGUCGGCCAGACCCCCGUCGUUCUCUUCGACCCUAUCAGUGACUAUGUGGCUGGCGAGCUGCAACGGCGGAGCACUGAGUUUUCCUCAAACGAGAAGAUUCACAUCUUCGUGGGAACCUUCAACCUCAAUGGGCGGACCGACGGCAUCAACGAGGAUCUGUCUCCCUGGCUCUGCCCCCCCGAAUUGGGGUCUGUUCAGCCUGAAAUCAUCGCCAUUGGAUUUCAGGAGAUCGUCGAGCUUAAUCCACAGCAAAUCAUGAACAGCGACCCCUCGAGAAAACAACUGUGGGAGCGAGCCAUCAAAAGCACGCUGGACCGUCACUAUAACAGAGAAGGGGACGAUAAGUACGUCUUGCUGCGGAGUGGUCAACUUGUUGGCGCUGCAUUGUGCAUCUUCGUGAAGGCUUCAGUCCUCCAUAACAUCAAGAACGUGGAAGGCAGCGUCAAGAAGACAGGGAUGUCAGGCAUGGCUGGCAACAAGGGGGCGGUUGCCAUACGACUCGACUAUGCAAACACCCCUAUCUGCUUUGUGACGGCACAUUUAGCAGCCGGUUUUGCCAACUAUGAAGAAAGGAAUAGAGACUACGCCACUAUCGACCAAGGCCUCCACUUUCAGAGGAAUAGAGGGAUAGCGGACCACGAUUCUGUCAUCUGGUUUGGCGACUUCAACUACCGGGUUGGACUUGGCCUCGAAGCAGCUAAAGAUGCGGUGAAGAGGCGUGAUCUCGAUCGGCUGUUUGAAAAUGAUCAAUUGAACCUGCAGAUGGUGGCCGGACUGGCUUUUCGCUUUUAUUCCGAGGCUCGGAUCACAUUCAUGCCGACCUACAAAUAUGAUAUCGGAACCGAUGAGUUUGACAGCUCCGAGAAAGCACGUAUUCCGGCCUGGACCGACCGCAUCUUGCGCAAGGGAUCAAACCUGCGCCAGCUGGCUUACAACUCUGCGCCUCUCCGUUUCUCCGAUCACAGGCCAGUUUACGCCCUUUUCGAGUGUACUGUCAACAUCGUGAAUGAAAAGCUGCGGGAUAAAAUCAGUCGAGAGGUCUACGACCGACGAAAAGCCGAAGUCGGGGGCGGUACGGCGAAUUUAGCUCAAAAUGAGUCGGAUGACGAGGACCUGAUAGGAUACGAUGCUAUCGAGCCUGGUCUCCCGCCGGCGAGUUCCGACCGUCAGAAAUGGUGGCUAGACAACGGAAAGAUGGCGAAGUCUUCCAUCAAUCCGCCCAAACCAGACAAUCCGGGCUCACAAAUCAUCCUGAACCCGAAGCGGCCGACCAACCCUUACGCCCCCACAGACGAGCCGGACUGGGUCAGCGUUCCUCGGUCCGAGUCUAGGUUGUCGUCGUUUUCUAGUAUGUCAACUUCUCCAUACGAACACGUCAACCAUUCUACGCUACUCUCGUCUUCCGCAUCGAGCUCGGCCCCGAGAAAGUUGCCACCUCCGUCCGAGCCGUCAGCGCUGUCAACCAAAGUAGGAAGGAUGCAGAUCAGCGAGGACAGCAAAAGCUUGCAGGGUGAUGGGGCACCUCCGCCGCCGCCGCCACGAAGGCAGGCUACUAUGGGCACUGGGCCGACGACCAGCCCCUCGCCUUCUUCCGUUCAGCCGAAGCGAAAACCGGUACAUCAGGCAACACCGGCUCCGCCUGUUGGGCCAAAGCCAGGUGCACUUCAAGAGCAGCCGGCAAAGCAGAAGACCGCACCUCCAGUUGCGAAGAAGCCUGCUCAUCUCGCCGCCCCGACCUCUUCAGCAAGCAGCGCCUCGCGCAGCUUCACCUCGGAUGCGACCGUGAACGGUCUGAAAGGAUCGGCAAGCGAUCUCCUUCGACAGUCAGCAACUAACAUGAACGGUUCGUUGUUUGAGCUGAGCCGUAGCAAUACCUCCCCACCAGCAAGGGACGGCAUCGAAAGGGGGCACACCCCGCCGCUACAGCCCUCCCGGCGGACAAACAGCAGCGCGGGCGGCGUUACGCCGAGCCGGAUGGUGGCCGCGGGGGGAAUUCCACUUGUUGGUUUAGCCGGGCCAUCGGAUCGGAAGCCACAGUUGCCAGCUAGGAAACCGACUACUCCUUCUUCAGCGGUCUCGAUCCAAAAGCAGGCGCCGCCUCCUCCCCCAGCGCCGAGGAGAACGCCGGCGAUUGAUCUGUUGGGGGACGAUGAGGCGAUAGAGGUGAGCGGGUGGGAGGCUCUGAAACCUUCCUCUUAGGAAGAGCUUGAAGGUUUCUCAAGCAUCUCGUUUGGUCGACGGCGUUUGGGGUCCGUUUGGGGUUUCUCCUAGAAGGCGCGCUGGCUGGUACCAUCAAGAGCGCCCGGUUGUCUGGAAACGAGGCGUCGCGGUUCACAGUAGAAAGUUAAACAGAUGGCUACAGAAAAGGUGCAAUUCUAGAGUUGGCUUCUGGAUGAGGUUCACGGCGAAUGAAUGAAGAGAAAGUCCCAGGAAAUGGCUGCUUCACCCAAGUACAUACAUCACUUAUGUAUCGUACAUAUAUAUAUAUAUAUUAUGCUCUGGGAAUGAGCUGCAGCUUGUUCGCAUUCGAGCUAAUUCUUCGUCAUAC
Messenger RNA from Thermothelomyces thermophilus ATCC 42464, 4681 nucleotides. RefSeq lists its product as uncharacterized. NCBI's taxonomy places the organism in Eukaryota, Fungi, Ascomycota, Sordariomycetes, Sordariales, Chaetomiaceae. Gene Ontology annotation, cellular component: membrane; cytoplasm. Gene Ontology annotation, biological process: phosphatidylinositol dephosphorylation. The coding region runs from base 298 to 4332 and encodes 1344 amino acids. The transcript is spliced from 5 exons. The record is from RefSeq and is a predicted model, not a curated record. Gene Ontology annotation, molecular function: phosphatidylinositol-3,5-bisphosphate 5-phosphatase activity; phosphatidylinositol-4,5-bisphosphate 5-phosphatase activity.